AUUUCUCCCUCUUGUCCCGUUGUCACCUUCUGCUACCUCUGUAACAACCCCCCCCAAUCCCUCGCCAUGGCGCCCAAAGAAGAUUCCAAGGCCCAGGAUGCCCUGUUGACUGUGAAUAUCGAUGAUUUCACUCGCACUCGUGAUAGUGUCAUCAUCAGCCUUGCUCAGCUGCAGGCGGCGGUCUCCGAUUUGUCGCGCGCCUACAUCAAUCAUGCCAACACUGUUCUGAACCGGCCGCCGACCGGUCUUGACCUCAGUAGCCUUACCGCCGGUGGUCUCUCUGGCGGUCUCACCUCUCUGCUGGAGACCAGCCUGCUGGCGCCCCCGCGCGCCGCCAGCCCCGGCGCCAAAUCCGAGACGGGCGAGAAGAAGAAGCGCAAGCGUGCGCCUCCGGAUCCCAAUGCCCCCAAGCGCGCCCUGACUCCCUACUUCCUCUACAUGCAGCACAAUCGCGCCCGCAUUGCCGAGGAGCUCGGUCCCCAAUCCCGCCCUAAGGAUGUCGCCGACGAGGGCACUCGCCGCUGGGCCGAAAUGCCCGAAACCCAGAAAGAGGUCUGGAAGAAGCUGUACGCCGACAACCUCGCCGUGUACAAGGAGAAGAUGAAGGCCUACAAGGCCGGUCUCCCGGUGCCCGAGGGUGACCAGGCGGCCAAGCAACUGCACGAGGAUAUGGCUGUUGUCGAGCCGACUGAGGAGGAAUCCAACGACGACUCCGAGUCCGAGGAGGACGAGUCCUCGCCUGAACCCGCCAAGGAGCCCACGCCUCCCCCAAGCAACAAGCGCCGCCGUAGCGAUGCGCCCAAGACGCCCAAGAAGGCCUCGCCGGAGAAGAAGAAGCGCAACACCAAGAAGGACAAGGAGGAGGAGCAGCCCGCCCCGGCGUCCACGCGCAAGGCCCCCGCCGAGAACAAGCGGGCCACCAAGAAGAAGCGCAAGAGCGAGAUUGCCGAGGAGUAGUUUGAUCCUUUCCACCGAGC
Molecule: messenger RNA, 977 nt
Organism: Penicilliopsis zonata CBS 506.65
Lineage: Eukaryota; Fungi; Ascomycota; Eurotiomycetes; Eurotiales; Aspergillaceae
Exons: 3
Coding region: 67-957 (296 amino acids)
Source: RefSeq, a predicted model, not a curated record